AUGAGGACUGCAUCCGGGGUCCCUUGGGCAGAUGUCAAUGAAGGCAUUCCUGUUCCCUUGUCAGAUGUCAAUGACGGCAUCCCUGUUCCCUUGUCAGAUGUCAAUGACGGCAUCCCUGUUCCCUUGUCAGAUGUCAAUGACGGCAUCCCUUGUUCCUUUAUGUCAAUGAUGGCAUCCCUGUUCCCUUGUCAGAUGUCAAUGACGGCAUCCCUGUUCCUUCUGUCAGAUGUCAAUGACGGCAUCCCUGUCCCGGUGUCAGAUGUCAAUGACGGCAUCCCUGUUCCUCUGUCAGAUGUCAAUGAUGGCAUCCCUGUUCCCUUGUCAGAUGUCAAUGACGGCAUCCCUGUUCCUUUGUCAGAUGUCAAUGAUGGCAUCCCUGUUCCUUUGUCAGAUGUCAAUGACGGCAUCCCUGUUCCUUUGUCAGAUGUCAAUGAUGGCAUCCCUGUUCCCUUGUCAGAUGUCAAUGACGGCAUCCCUGUUCCUCUGUCAGAUGUCAAUGAUGGCAUCCCUGUUCCCUUGUCAGAUGUCAAUGACGGCAUCCCUGUUCCUCUGUCAGAUGUCAAUGAUGGCAUCCCUGUUCCCUUGGCAGAUGUCAAUGAAGGCAUCCUGUUCCCUUGUCAAGAUGUCAAUGAUGGCAUCCUGUUCCCUUGUCAGAUGUCAAUGGACGGCAUCCCUGUUCCUCUGUCAGAUGUCAAUGACGGCAUCCCUGUUCCUCUGUCAGAUGUCAAUGACGGCAUCCCUGUUCCUCUGUCAGAUGUCAAUGACGGCAUCCCUGUUCCCUUGGCAGAUGUCAAUGACGGCAUCCCUGUUCCUCUGUCAGAUGUCAAUGACGGCAUCCCUGUUCCCUUGGCAGAUGUCAAUGAAGGCAUUCCUGUUCCCUUGUCAGAUGUCAAUGAUGGCAUCCCUGUUCCUCUGUCAGAUGUCAAUGAUGGCAUCCCUGUUCCUCUGUCAGAUGUCAAUGAUGGCAUCCCUGUUCCUUUGUCAGAUGUCAAUGACGACAUCCCUGUUCCUUCUUCUCCUCCUCCUCUUCCCCCGUCUCCUUCCCCUCCUCCUCAUUCACCUCCACCUCCUCUCCUUCUGCCUAUGCUUGUGCUUUCUCUUUCUCGGGUGUUUGGGCCCAAGAAGCACUUGGUCAAUAUUGACUUGUGUACCUGA
Messenger RNA from Macrobrachium nipponense, 1155 nucleotides. Its product is annotated as formin-2-like. Bases 1 to 1155 code for a protein of 384 amino acids. Lineage: Eukaryota; Metazoa; Arthropoda; Malacostraca; Decapoda; Palaemonidae. The transcript has 3 exons. The record is from RefSeq and is a predicted model, not a curated record.